GAUGAAGCAAGCUGUUUCAUCGGCAUUUCAAUUGGAAACGCUCCAAGGCGACGAGCGACCUCGGUGUGGCUCCCUUUUCUCUUGAAACUCUCCCGUCAUGGAUCCCGCUGAAUACUGCCCAACAUAUGCACCUUUCUUUGGUUUUGCCGGUGUCUUUGCCGCAAUGGCUUUCAGCUCCUUAGGAGCAGCAUAUGGUACAUCAAAAGCUGGUAUCGGUAUCGCUGGUAUUGGUUCCUUCCGUCCUGAACUCGUCAUGAAGUCAUUGAUUCCCGUAGUCAUGAGUGGUAUUAUUGCUGUCUAUGGUCUUGUAGUGGCGGUUCUUCUCGCCGGUCAAAUGUCACCCACAUCGGGCUAUUCGCUUUACUCAGGAUUCAUUGCGCUUGGUGCCGGUUUAUCGGUCGGUGUUGGUGGUUUAGCUGCAGGAUAUGCUAUUGGUAUCGUUGGUGAUUAUUGCGUGCGUGGUUAUGCACGAGAGAAUCGAUUGUUUGUGACCAUGGUUCUGAUUCUUAUUUUCGCCGAAGUGCUCGGUCUUUACGGCCUGAUUGUGGCACUGAUUUUGAACGCAAAGGCUAACAAUGACAUUUGCGGCUGAUGGAUCAUGUAAAUACCGAUAAACAUGUGCCUUUUUCUGAUCUUGCUAUUAUGGAAUAAAAUCAGCCAAUAUAUCCCG
Radiomyces spectabilis is the source of this 670-nucleotide messenger RNA. Its product is annotated as V-ATPase proteolipid subunit C-like domain-containing protein. Bases 98 to 592 code for a protein of 164 amino acids. The record is from RefSeq and is a predicted model, not a curated record. Gene Ontology annotation, molecular function: proton-transporting ATPase activity, rotational mechanism. Lineage: Eukaryota; Fungi; Mucoromycota; Mucoromycetes; Mucorales; Radiomycetaceae. Gene Ontology annotation, cellular component: proton-transporting V-type ATPase, V0 domain. The transcript is spliced from 7 exons. Gene Ontology annotation, biological process: proton transmembrane transport.